UGAUGAUGAUGCCACCCCCCUACCGUCCCUCCCAUUGCAUUUUCAGAUCAAUGAGCGAGAGGCGCGCACACGCUCACAGAGGAGGUAUUUUCAGCACGUUGACAGCUGUGCAGCUCCAUCGCCUGGACGCGCUCACACACAUCCAGACAGACAGACUGCUGCUGGCCUCCACCUCUCUUUUUUUCCUUUUUGUCUUCUUCCGACACACAUCUCUGACUGCAACUUUUUUCCAUUCGCCUUUCUUGUCGCAUUCCUUCUGGAUCCUUUCAUUGAUUUAUUUUUGUUCUUUUGUGGGAAUGAACUGUUUUCCUGACUGCGCCGUUUCCAUCUCAGCAUGGGAACUGCCGCGUCCAAAAGGAAGAAUUUAAGAAACGAUGCGAUAUCUUCCGUGGCAGCAAAAGUUCGAGCAGCACGAGCAUUUGGAGAGUACCUGUCCCACACACACCCUGAAAACCGAAACGGAUCAGCUCAUCUCCUCUGUGAAACCUUGGUGGGUCCUGACCCAGAGGGUCCAACUGAUACCGUUGGCUCUAACAGCAACCACCUCCUUCAUUCUCGCACCAACACCAACACGGGUUCUGUGGCUAAAUCGAAUCCCAGCCUGUUAAAGCCCCCAUUCAAAUUACUGCCGCCACCUGCACCUUCUGUUGCUGUCUCUACCAAACCAGCUCAGCUGACCCUCGAGCGAAGCUUCUCAGUGGAAGAAGAUCAACAGAAGUGCGUGGAGUGUACACUGCAGCCAGCUCGUGUGUACACCAUCACCACCCAGCACGGUAUGCUGAUGAGCACUAAGGAGAGUCUAGAAUUGGAUGUACUGAAAGAAAAGCUGGGAAGUUGUGUCGUGGGAUCCAAGGGGAACAGUGGUGGCACAGGCACCGGUGACCAACUCCUCCACAGCAACCUGAUUCAGCCCUCCAUUUCCCCUUCCUCCAACUCAUCUUCUCCCACACAAUACCAACACACCAGCAGCAACACUCGCGGUGGCAAUAGCUCUUCUGCCAGCCACCAUCACAGCAACCAUCACCACGGGAAUCACCACCACCACCACAUCUCAGGCAUGAAUGCACCUUGUACCAGCGUAGGAGGUAGUGGCAGCAGUGGCAGCAGUAGUAGCAACCAGCAGCAGCAUUCUGUAAACAUCGCAGGAUCCCAUUCCCAUCAUGCCUCACACCACCACACUCACCACCACCAUCACAUGUCUCAGCCACCGCUGCAGACCUCUGUCAGCGCCCACAACAUCCGAAGUUGGGGCGAGGGCAUGAAAGGUGAGGCGGAGUGCAGCAGUCUGACUUGCGAGUCAUGCGGCGGCGCCCCCUCGCGGAGCCAAGGCUCCUUGGAUCUGGAGACUGCGUCCAGAGAGGCAGGCAAGCAGCACCGGCGCCUAGAGCGGAUGUGGAGUGUGGACCGGGUGACUGGGCUGGAGAGAGAGGACACCAACUGGUUCCCAAAGGAAAAUAUGUUCACCUUUCAAACUGCCACAACAACCAUGCAGGCGAUAUCGAACUUCCGGAAGCAUCUUCGGAUGGUGGGCAGCAGAAGGAUUAAAGCGCAGACGUUCGCUGAGCGUAGAUCGAAGAGUUUCAGCCGUUCCUGGAGUGACCCCACCCCUGUCAAGACCGACUCCCCCAAUGAACCCAGAGAGAGCGGGGAUGUGCAGAAUGCCUCCAGCACCCAAGACGAAGCAAGCCUCGAUGACACUAUAGACUGGGAGGAAGAGAGGGAGAUAGAGAGGCUGGCCUGUGAGGGAGAUGACUUUGUACCUCCCAAAAUUAUGCUGAUCUCUUCGAAGGUCCCCAAAGCGGAGUACAUUCCCAAUAUAAUCCGCAGGGAUGAUCCCUCCAUUAUCCCCAUCCUCUAUGACCACGAACAUGCCACUUUUGAUGAUAUUCUGGAGGAAAUAGACAAGAAGCUCACGGCAUACAGACGAGGCAGCAAGUUCUGGAGAAUGCUCAUUUUUUGUCAGGGAGGACCAGGUCAUCUGUACUUACUGAAGAAUAAAGUGGCAACCUUUGCGAAAGUGGAAAAAGAGGAGGACAUGAGCCAAUUCUGGAGGAGACUCAGUCGCUUCAUGAGCAAAGUGAAUCCAGAACCCAACAUUAUCCAUAUAAUGGGAUGUUAUGUCCUGGGGAACCCCAAUGGAGAGAAGCUGUUCGAGAAACUGAAAAAUCUAAUGAGGCCUUAUUCUGUGGAGUUUGAGUCACCGCUGGAGCUUUCUGCACAGGGAAAAGAAAUGAUUGAGAUGUACUUUGACUUUCGCCUCUACCGGCUUUGGAAGACACGGCAGCAUUCCAAACUCUUGGACUAUGAGGACUUUUUGUGACGGAAAACCUGAGUAACGGUGCAGCAGAACCCUCCAGUGCCACGAGGGACAUGUUAAAACUAAUCCAAUGACUUAACGCUGCUCCGCUCGUCAACACAUAAACAACAGCCAUAACUGCUUUCAUGCUGGAGAGGACAAGGAAGACAAGAGAAGGAGGAGACACAAGUUAUAAAGAAGAGAGGAGGACAACACCACCAAUGACAGAUUAUGUCAUGCCAUGCUAUACCUUCCACAUUCCUAAUGCAAGGGUCAAAGGUGAUCAAAAAUAGAAAUAGGAUUCUUACAAAAAAAAUCAGAGAAAACAGACUAGAAAUGAAGGUCAAAAUUUAAAU
This is a messenger RNA of Thalassophryne amazonica, 2652 nucleotides long. Its product is annotated as NMDA receptor synaptonuclear signaling and neuronal migration factor. Bases 335 to 2320 code for a protein of 661 amino acids. Lineage: Eukaryota; Metazoa; Chordata; Actinopteri; Batrachoidiformes; Batrachoididae. Gene Ontology annotation, biological process: positive regulation of neuron migration; regulation of neuronal synaptic plasticity. The record is from RefSeq and is a predicted model, not a curated record. Gene Ontology annotation, cellular component: cytoplasm; nucleus. The transcript is spliced from 15 exons.